Messenger RNA from Penicillium cosmopolitanum, 180 nucleotides. RefSeq lists its product as uncharacterized. The transcript is spliced from 2 exons. Lineage: Eukaryota; Fungi; Ascomycota; Eurotiomycetes; Eurotiales; Aspergillaceae. Bases 1 to 180 code for a protein of 59 amino acids. The record is from RefSeq and is a predicted model, not a curated record.
AUGCCCUUGGACUUCUUCGAAAUCCCACGUUUGGCAUUCAAAAAAUCGGCAGACAUGGUCCCAUUCGUCCUUGGCGAGACGGCCAUCACAGAUGACAACACCAGGCUUGAGCAGCUUGGCGCCCUUGUUGGCCACAUCACCACCAACGCCAUUGACCAUGACCUCGAUGAAAAGACUUGA